Molecule: messenger RNA, 4824 nt
Organism: Apis mellifera (honey bee)
Lineage: Eukaryota; Metazoa; Arthropoda; Insecta; Hymenoptera; Apidae
Gene: E23
Product: ABC transporter G family member 22
Exons: 12
Coding region: 570-2336 (588 amino acids)
Cellular component (GO): plasma membrane
Molecular function (GO): ABC-type transporter activity; ATP hydrolysis activity; ATP binding
Source: RefSeq, a predicted model, not a curated record
CCAUUGUGGCAAAUGUUUUCCGGAAAAGAAAGCUCUUCGCAUUGCCUCGCGAAAACUGCCGCGCCAACCAGAGUAUCGCGAGUGUUACGGCGCAUGCGCAACCGCGAAUCGAUUCGACGCACAACGCCGUCCUGCCGUUGAUUUCACGCGGUUGAAGUAUUUUUGGAAGUCGUGGUAUUUUUAGUCGAAUUUUAGUCACCGAAUUCCAGAUUUUUCGGAUAUGUGACGGAAGAACGUAUCAUCCAGGAUUUGGGGCAGUUUGUUGUGCGAGAGUUGAUCGAAGAAAAAUUUGGAAAAAUGCGUGUAUUAGUCCGUAGUGUGUGAUUUCCUGGCUUUCGAAAUUUGGAGGUUAGAAUAAUAAGAAUCGAAGAUUGAAACUUUAACGUUCAAGAAAUGUAAAUUUUGGACUCUACUGUUUAAGAGUGGAAAGCUCAGCGUUGCAGUUGGUGUACCCGCUGGAUUCUCGUCCGGUGCAGCUAAUCUUCCGGGGGUUGCAGGUGGUCAAGGAGAAACGAUCCCUCCUCCGGGAUGUCUCGGGCGUUGUUAAACCCGGCGAACUUUUGGCCGUCAUGGGCCCCUCAGGUUGCGGCAAAACGACGUUAUUGAACUGCCUGUCAGGCCGCGUGGGCUUGGACGGGGGUGAAAUCUGGCUGAAUCGUGAAAGGUUGACAAAAAGAUGGCGCAGAAGAAUCUGUUACGUGCAACAGCAGGACGUUUUCUUUCCCGAUCUCACGUUACGACAGACACUCGAGUACCAGGCGAGGCUCAGGCUUCCGGACACGUUCUCGCACUCGCAGAAGAUGCAGUGCGUGGAUCAUAUCAUCGAGGUCCUCGACCUCGCCACCUGCCAAGACACCAUUAUCGGAGAUUACACGAAACGAGGACUCUCCGGUGGCGAGAAGAAAAGGACGAGCAUAGCCUGCGAGUUGCUUACCAAUCCUUCGCUCAUGUUGCUCGACGAACCGACGAGCGGGUUGGACUCCCAUUCGGCACAGGCGUUGAUUUCACGGCUGAAGAAGUACGCGGAACAAGAGGGGAAGAGCAUAGUGAUAACAGUGCAUCAGCCAAGCUCGAGGAUGUUCCACAGUUUCAGCAAGAUCCUGCUGCUGAGUCGUGGCCAAGUCGCGUAUUACGGCCUCACGGCAAAUAUCGGCAGGUUUUUCUCCACGAUCGGACUCACCCUCCUCCCCCACUACAACCCCGCUGAUUUUAUACUGGAGCAAAUAAAGGGGCCAGAAGAGGUUCGGGAGCGCAUCGUUGCAGCGGCGAGGAACGCGAGACAGGGACCUGACUGCCCGCCGGAACUUCGCCCGGACUACAAUCCAAGCCAACAUCCGCUCUGCGACCAUCUGAUCCAUUAUCACGAGCACCACAUCAGCCACAACGUGAAAGAGGACGAAGGUCGCACGCUGUGGUUAGACACGCAAAGCCAUGCCAGCAGCAGCGCCAGCUCCGCGGACGACGACUAUACCUGGCAGUGGCCCACCAGUUUCUGGUCGCAAUUCAAAGUAUUAUCAGAAAGAAACUUUCAAGAGGCACGGCCUCGGAUGCUGUCUCGUCUCAACUGGCUUCAAACGAUAGCUCUCGGCCUGCUUGCUGGACUGUUGUGGCUAAGACUUCCCAGAACCGAAGCGGCACUUCACGACAUCCAAGGAUGGAUGUUCUUCAGCACCACGUACUGGAUGCUGUUCGCACACUUUGGCGCACUCUCCAGUUUUCCUCCGGAACGCGAGGUGAUCAACAAGGAGCGGCUUUCAGGAUCGUAUCGGCUCUCGGCCUAUUACUUGGCGAAAAUGGUCGGCGAGUUGCCGCUUACGAUCACGUUGCCCGCUGUCUACCAUAUCAUCAGUUACCCGAUGUUGGGCUUCCACAGUCCGGCAGUUUUUGUCACCCUGCUGGCGUUUCUCUUACUCAACACCAUCGUCGCGCAGAGCGUGGGAUUCUUCGUUGGGGCAUGCUGUUUGGAUCUGCAGGUUAGCAUAACAGCGUCCGCGCUCUACACACUGGCCACGCAAUUGCUCGGCGGUUAUUUGGCCACAGCUGUCCCACCGUGGCUCGCAUGGGCAAGAUACGCGAGUAUGGUGCACUACGCCUAUCAGAACAUGCAAAUCCUGGAAUUCGGCGUUGGCGAACCGAUCACAUGCUCGCAGCCAAGCAAGUUCCAGGAAUGCAGGAACGCCACGACGAUACCCGUCUCGGCGAUCCUCGAGAGCCAGGGAGGCGCAAGGGGUUCCGGUCUUCCACUGUGGGCGAACACCGCCGUCCUCCUGGCGUUCCUCGUCAUAUUCCGCACCCUGGGCUACCUGGUGUUGCGCUACUAUCGCGUGCCCAAGUGAAACGGCGCGCGAUGAGAACCGCCUUUCCACACUGCCGCCACAAUCCACCGUACGACACUGGUGGAUCCGGCCGCGAUCGACGGACGUCGUCACGGCCUCGCCGCGCUAACGGGAACCUCGUCAACGUCGUCAUUUCGUCGUUCGAGCUUCCGUUUCACCCUUCGUUUCGUGUGCAUCGAUCGAGAUAUAUAUAUACAUAUAUAUAUAUAGAGGCAGAGAGAGAGAGAGAGAGAGAGAGAGAGAGAGAGAGAGACACUCGAGACCGAGAUAUUUAUUUUUCCAGGAUUGACACGCGGAAUUCGGGGGUGGUAAUGAAAAGAUAAUCCUGAUAAACUUUACUCGAAGCACCUUUUUUUUCUUUUUUUCGAUCGAGAAGAGGAUGAUGAGUGAUGAUGAAUAAUAAAUCGAAUCCAACUUGAGGAUGUUUAAGGAUUAAAGAAUUAUACUCUUUCGGAAUCGCUGUUCUAUUUAUAAUGCUCGUGUGUACGAGUAAAGGGAGGGGAGAGGGGGGGAUAAACACGCGAAUUUCGAGGAUCAAUUCUUGGAUUCGUCUUUUCACGACCACCUGACUAAUAUACUCCACUCUUUGAUAUCUUAAUUAUCGAGCUAGGACUACUACUACUACUACUACUAUUUUUUAUUAUAUAAUUGUACACCGCAUCAUACACGCAGAAAUAUAGAAUAUAUACCUCAGACAGACAGGGAAAGAAAAGAAGAGAAGAGAAAAGAAAAGAAAUCAGCGACCUAAGCGAAACGAGGGGUUAUAAACGAGAGCCGGAGGGGUUGACAAGGAGCGAGGAAUUUUGGGGAGUUUUUUGCGCUCGUUUCCGCUAGCGGCUGGCCACGAGAGAGAGAGAGAGAGAGAGAGAGAGAGAGAGAGAGAGAGAGAGAGAGAGAGAGAGAGAGAGAGAGAGAGAGAGAGAGAAACUCGCGUCACCGAGAGACUUGGCGAUGACUAUAUAUAUAUAAGAUUGUACACGUAGAGAUUUUAUAUAUAUAUAUAUAUAGAUAGACAGAUAAGUAGAUAGAGAUAUAUAUAUAUAUAUAUAUCACUCUGUCACGUGGAGUAAGAUGAAGAACGUAAUGGAAUGGGAGAAUGCAUGGAUGACGAGUGAGUGAACGAGGAGGGAGACUCUUUUCUUUUUGAUUUUUCUCGCGGAAACAAGGGUAUAUAUAAUACGAUAAAGCAAAGAUACGCGUGUAUUUUGUGUUUCAAAGUGUGUACGUAUGUACAUGAUGAUACUCGCGAGUGAAUGGGAUCGAAUGUGUGUGGAAACGAUGAGAGAGAGAGCUGUUUCUUCGUUCUUUUUCUCUCUUUUUUUUUUUAAUUUUCUCGUUUUUUGGAAGAAAAAAAAAAAAGUUGACCGAAAGAGAUCGCGAACGCGACAGAUCGAGACGCAUUUUUACGACUACGAAUCUUUUUCUUACCACUCUGAAUCUUACUACUACUACUCUGAAUCGAAGAAGAUGAGAAGAUAAAAAAUAAAGUAAAAAAAGUGAGAAACUUCGAGGAGAGAGAGAGGAGAGAAAUGAAAACCUCUAUAUAUUAUAUAGCGUCGAAUUCACUUCAGCCUUCAAACGUUUCGAAGGCGUGAAAAGGUAUGAGAGGAAAGAAAAAGGGGGGAAGGGGGAGAAGAAUAAUAGGGAAAUAAGAAGGAAUUUUUUUUAAUCGUUCUUUUAGCGACUAUCCACGUUUUACUUUCUACUUUUUAUUACCGUUGAUGAAACAUGAUUCUACCUUGCUACCAAGACGAUAAUAUCUCGCCCCCAGAUGGCAAGGUGGACGAGCUGCUGCUAAUUCUAUGGAUUAUGAUAAUUACAUCUUCUACCACUUAGUACUUUUUAUUAUUGGACGCUGUAAAAGCAGCGUUGAGGGAUUAUAUCGAGCGAGAGUGAGAGUGAGAGUGUAUGUGAGAAAGAAAGAGACAGAGAUGACCGUUCAUAUACGCAUAUAUAUAUAUAUAUACAUAUACAUACAUACAUAUAUAAACAUAGGCUGCCAAUUUUCGAUCGAUUUGUAGAAAGAGGAAAGCGAUAAAAAAAACGAAGAGGGGGAAGAAAUGUGACGAAAAGCGAGAGGGGCAUACGUGUGCAUAGCGAGAAAGGGGGGAAAAAAAAAAGAAAAAUUUUUUUCUUGGGAAAGAUUUUACGAGUUUGGACGAAUUUGUGAUGAAUUUUAAGGAGGGGAGGAGAAAUCGGAAAUUUUAUAGCGGUUAAUUGUUUGCGUUACACGCGUGCCGUGUAUAUAUAUAUAUUAGGCGAAUAUUAACGAAUAAAAAUAGUUCGAAAUAAAAAAAAAGAAGAAAAAAAAAAUUGCUCGGAAAAAAAUAUGGAGAUAAAAAUAUAUACGGUUAUAUACGGAGAAGGUUCUUAAAGUGGUUUAUACUUAUAAAAGAUCCGGAACUCUUUAAAUCGAUAUUAAGAAUUGUUGUUGGAAUUUGGCGUAGAUCUAUGUGAUGUUUUUCUUUUUUUUUUUUUUUUAAAAAAA